AUGAGUGAAAGAUGCAGAAUGGAGAGGGUAUUUUUGGUCUUCUGUGCCCACUGUGAUUCUUUCCUUCUGUCCUGUUUUCUGUCACAUCGAAUUCUGUGUCAUGCUAGGGUGAUGGACAAACGCCUAUGGCCAGCGUACUACUUGGAAAAAGUAGAUGACCUUGCUUCACUUGAGACCUGUGAGCUUAUCUGGAAAGCAGGAGUUGGAUUUGCAAAUAAGCCGAGCUCCAGCGCCCAGCAUGACCAAAAUCGUACAGAAAUCCUGAAAUUAUUAUUGACUUGCUUCUCGAAAGUUAUCUAUGCGCCCAUAACUGAUGAGAGUCGCCUUCGCUGGGUCGCUCACUUCACAUCUGCUGAAAAUAGGAAUGUGGAAUGUGUUGCCGUUAUUUACCUCAUUGCUAAAUAUUGUCUGCGCUCAAAUCCGGUUGGCAUGGGUCUUCCGUACAAUUAUCUGCUUUUCAAUGAUUCUCGUGAACCACUUGUUGAAGCAACAAGAUUACUCAGUAACCCGUUACAAUCGACAUAUCUUCCAAACUCUGCUAAAAAAGUAAACUUCCAUCAGGAGCUACUCGUGCUUCUGUGGAAAUGCUGUGAAUAUAAUCAGAAAGUCUUAUUCUACGUUUCAAAAACAUCUGUUAUUCUUGAGAUACUGGUUCCCAUUCUGUACCACAUCACAGAGUCUAGGAAUGAUCCGACACGCGUUGGUCUAAUUCACAUGGGCGUAUUUCUUGUGCUUUUGCUGAGUGGAGACGCAACUUUGGUGUUCGCCUCAAUAAACCAUGCAUCGCCAAGGCAGCCAUUGAUAUACAAUCCUUCACUGGUGUUUCAUAAGUUUAUAACUACUUGA
Molecule: messenger RNA, 846 nt
Organism: Cylicocyclus nassatus
Lineage: Eukaryota; Metazoa; Nematoda; Chromadorea; Rhabditida; Strongylidae
Source: the annotation of a GenBank genome assembly